Messenger RNA from Papilio xuthus (Asian swallowtail), 1869 nucleotides. Its product is annotated as transcription factor GTE7. Lineage: Eukaryota; Metazoa; Arthropoda; Insecta; Lepidoptera; Papilionidae. The coding region runs from base 146 to 1135 and encodes 329 amino acids. The transcript has 7 exons. The record is from RefSeq and is a predicted model, not a curated record.
CCGAGUCGCGCGCCCGUUCCGACUGCACGUGCCGCGCCCCGCGCUCCACACAGCCACACUCACGCCAGCAUCGCCCGCAACGAUAAGUAAGAAUCGGAACGUCAAGAUAAUUGAGACAGCAGAGGAGUGAAGAAAAUAAAAGACGAUGAGGACAGCGGUGUACCUAGUAGCGCUCUGCGUAGCAUUGAGCGCAGCCGCCCCCGCGCCUGAGCCGGCCCCUGCGGCAGACCCCGCGCCCAAUCCCGCACCUAACCCCGCGCCCUCCGCCGAUGAUAAGCCAGAAAUCAUUGAAAUCAUUGCCCCAGCUGCCAGCGCACAGGAGACUCUGGCGACGCUGAACCUGGGCGCGCCGGGCUCCGAGCUGAGCGAGCGCAACAAGCGCACUAUUGGCAUCCUGCGCCAGCUCUUCCCCACGCUCACACAGAUAAUCGAACAAAAGGUACAGCAGCUCACGAGCGUGGUGCUGCGGACGUUUGGGCCACUGUUCCUGCGCCUUUUCCUAGGAGGAAACCGCAACCAGGGCCGCAUGAACGGCGGCACCGUCGACCUCGAGGACGACGACGACGAUGACGAAGAUGACGUCACCACCACGACCAGCACCACGGAGUCGUCGCGGCGCAAGCGCGCGCUCUUCUUCCUGCCGAAUUCGGUCGCCGAAGACAACCUACUGUCCGGCGCGGAGUCGCAGCAAGCUGAGGUGCGCGUGGCCUUCGGGGAGGGCUCCGAACAACAGACCGCCGACGAUCAGCAGACCGCCGCGCAGACCAACGCCGCCUCCAUUGACGAGAUCACGCUGGAGGACGCCGACGACAACGAGGAAAACAGGAACAAGAGGUUCCUGAACUUCGGAGACUCGUCGGGCUCGUCCGGCGGCGGAUCCGGAAACUUCUUGUUUGAUAUUGUGCGACUGGUGGCGGGCUCCUCGUCGGGCUCGGCGGGCGGCGAGGCGGGCGAGGGCGCCGAGGCAGGCAAGGGCGACAACCUGACCGAGGGCGUGCCCGGCCCCAUCACUCGCCUCUUCAUCAUCGCCAACCGCGGCAUCGCCAACCUCAUCCAGGACCUGAUCCUCCGCAUCGCGCAGACGUCCGAGAGGAUAGUCAACUUCAAGGCGCGGCUCAUCACCUCCAUCAUCUAAUGCGCGAGCGCUUAGAUCAAUAGCGGAGGGUCCGCCGCGCCGCAGCGUCGGCCCCGCGCCCUCGCCGCGGCUCCGGCGGACUGCCCGACCCGCCCCGCGCCCCGGUCUCAAUUUGCUCGUCUCUCUUUCAAAUUGGGCUCGAGGCUCGAGGUCGGACAGCGGUCGCGGCCGCCAUCUAAGCGGCCGAACACUUUCGUCACUCGACUGGCCACGAUAGACUGUGUGUCCGUUUGCGUGACUCGAGCCCUCGCUCCGAGCACGAUGUGGCUCGCGGUGGCGGCGAGACGUCUUCGUGGCCCUCGGGUGGACAGUGGUCGGCGGCGGCGCGCCCGCGACCGCAACUCUCCUAGUUAGUGUUAUGUUGACGAUGUUAGCAGUUAGGAGGCGGCGGCGCCGCGCUCGCUCAAACUUUUUUAUUUGUGUCGUUUUUUAUUCGUCUUUACGUUUGUAAAUAUGUAUUAUAGCGGAAUUUGUGUAUAAUAAACGGAUAGUGCCUAGUUACAUCGUCUUUGCUUUUCAAUUCCUCAAUAUUUCAUUGACGUCUCGAACAUAUCAAAACGCGCCAUCUCUAUAUUAUAUCAUUUAUAUUAUGCAAAAAACUAUUUUCUUAAUUUAUUCAUUUGGAAAAAAAUUGUUGAAAUCAUAAUGUUGGCAAACAUCUUAAGUCCUAAUGUAAAGUUAGAUCUUAAGCAUUUGAGUAUAAUGUGCACGAUUAAAUGCGACAUUUAUUUAUA